GGUAGCCUCCCCAAUUGUACAAUCCGCGUGAAAAUUCCUGCCAGCUUUCGACUCGUAGUCCAUUCUAUAUUCCUCGACUACGACAUCGACCCACAAUGGUCCAGAUAGACCUUUCCGCAAAAUACCUCCUUACAAGCGAAGCUCUCGGCUCAUCCAAAGCUCUUGCUUCAACCGGCAGCAACGACUCGCUCCUGAUCGAGCCCACCGAUUCGGGCGACAGCCAGCUAUGGUACUUUACUCCGAGCGCCCUUGAAGACCACUUCCGACUCCACACCAUUCAGAAAGGCGAUUUCGCAGCCUUGGACGUCUACAACUACAACGGCCGAAACUCGCUCGAUCUCCAUUUCUAUGCCAACCAAGAGCUGACCGGACAAUACUGGCGAGUUGAUGAUUGGGGCGACGGUAGUGUGAGGCUCAGCAAUAACUUCACGGGGCCCGAUAUACACUUAGAAGUCAAUGCCGAUAACUGGAAAUUAACUCUUGCCGGCGGCGACACAUCAGGUCAGCAUUGGACUCUCAGUCUGCCUGGGGAGACAUCUACCGCUGCCACUUCCCGAACACCUGGACCAAAAACCAGCUUUACCACCAAUUCCACUGGCUCAUGCACAUCGAGUUGCUCUGCGACCGCAACUUCUGGAGCUCAGAACGACCUUUCGAAAGCACAGAUUGGAGGAAUAGCAGGCGGCUCAGUGGCUGGAGCUCUUCUCGUCGCUGCAGGCGCGAUUUUCUGGUGGCAAAGAUCGAGGAGAAGGGCAGGUGUCGAGCGACCAAGGAAGGAAGCGAUGCGAAGCAACGGCCGAAUUGAUUUCAAAUGAGAGGGUGCCCACUCCGUGUUCUUUCUUGUUCGUGAGAUUUCUGGUGACGAACUGGGCUGAGGAGCGGCAGCCUGUAGUAAGCGCUGUAAGCUCUCGCAUGUCUGGCAAAAUAUUCCUUCUAGCAGAUAUGUGCAUAGUAAUCAGCCAAUCGCAAAC
Trematosphaeria pertusa is the source of this 971-nucleotide messenger RNA. RefSeq lists its product as uncharacterized. Bases 96 to 815 code for a protein of 239 amino acids. The record is from RefSeq and is a predicted model, not a curated record. The transcript has a single exon. Lineage: Eukaryota; Fungi; Ascomycota; Dothideomycetes; Pleosporales; Trematosphaeriaceae.